Molecule: messenger RNA, 459 nt
Organism: Eurypyga helias (sunbittern)
Lineage: Eukaryota; Metazoa; Chordata; Aves; Eurypygiformes; Eurypygidae
Gene: RPL32
Product: ribosomal protein L32
Exons: 3
Coding region: 5-412 (135 amino acids)
Biological process (GO): translation
Cellular component (GO): ribosome; cytosolic large ribosomal subunit
Molecular function (GO): structural constituent of ribosome
Source: RefSeq, a predicted model, not a curated record
CACCAUGCCUGCCCUCAGACCUCUCGUGAAACCUAAAAUUGUCAAGAAGAGGACCAAGAAGUUCAUCCGCCAUCAGUCCGAUCGCUAUGUCAAGAUCAAGCGCAACUGGCGUAAGCCGAGGGGUAUUGACAACAGAGUUCGCAGGCGGUUCAAGGGUCAGAUCCUGAUGCCCAACAUUGGCUAUGGCAGCAAUAAGAAGACAAAGCACAUGCUGCCCACAGGGUUCAGGAAGUUCCUGGUCCACAACGUCAAAGAGCUGGAAGUGCUUAUGAUGAGCAACAAGUCAUACUGCGCAGAGAUUGCUCACAACGUGUCUUCUAAGAACCGGAAGGUCAUCGUGGAGAGAGCCGCUCAGCUCGCCAUCAAGAUCACCAAUCCCAAUGCCAGACUGCGCAGCGAGGAGAAUGAGUAGACUGGCUUCUGCAUCCAAGGUGUAUUUAAUAAAGUAUAAAACCAAAC